Messenger RNA from Harmonia axyridis, 1649 nucleotides. RefSeq names its product spermine oxidase-like. Gene Ontology annotation, molecular function: polyamine oxidase activity. The coding region runs from base 71 to 1558 and encodes 495 amino acids. The transcript is spliced from 4 exons. NCBI's taxonomy places the organism in Eukaryota, Metazoa, Arthropoda, Insecta, Coleoptera, Coccinellidae. The record is from RefSeq and is a predicted model, not a curated record.
AUUCACUUUGUUCGGAAUUGACUACGAACGAAUUUAUAUUUACAUCAGCUAGUGAUAAGUCCUUACGAACAUGCACAAGUAUCCGAUAAUUCUACUCCUCUUAUCGUGUCUAUAUUCACAAGUAACUCCGCAAAAAAUUAUAAUUGUUGGAGCAGGGGCAUCGGGCAUAGCUGCCGCUACGAGGCUCAUAGAAAAAAAUGUUACGGACUUUAUAAUUUUGGAAGCUGAAGAGCGACUUGGUGGUCGUAUUCAUAGUGUGUUCUUGUUGGAUGGUGAUGAAGGUGGUCAUGUCGAUUUGGGAGGUGAAUAUGUUGGGGGAGAAGAAGGAAAUGUUGUUUAUGAAUUUGCCAAAGAACAUCUGAAGCAUUCUGAUGAAACUAAGAGAUCGCACAGUUAUUAUUCAGAUGGAUCUCUUGUUGAUGCCAAACUUACUGCUGAUGUUACUUCUUUCAAGGACAAUCUGAAGAAGGAAUAUGAGGGAAAAUCUCCUAUUUCUGUAGGUGCUGCCUUCAAUGAAAAAUACAAUGAAGCUGUGGUGAAAAAAUAUUCGAGUGAGCCACUGAAAUCCAAACAGGCUGUAGAAUUCAUUGGUACCUGUGAAAAUGCAUUUCUUCGUCGUAUUGCUGCUUUCGAUUGGAAUAAAUUACUUCUCAACGAUCACUUCAAACUGUGCAAGGGAGACCAAGAAAUGAAUUGGGAUGGUAAAGGUUUCAAGCAUUUUCUAGAUUUGCUAAUGAGGAAAUUUGGCGACGAACAUAGAUUGAGAUUGUUCCCAAUGUAUUAUUAUAGUACCGUUGAAACAAUAGAUUGGGCCAACGAAGGAAAAGUCAAAUUAAUGACCAAAGAAGGACAAAAAUACGAAGCAGAUCACAUUAUUUUCACGCCAUCUGUUGGUGUAUUAAAAGAAAAAAAUGAAAAGAUGUUUGUUCCCAAAUUACCAGCUAACAAAAUUGACGCGCUCGAGAGUAUAGGUUUUGACUCUACUAUGAAGGUUGUGCUUCAAUUUGCUCAAAAGUGGUGGAGUGAUGAUGUGCAGGAAUUCAACUUUGUUUAUAGUGAAGAAGAAAAAAAGAAAAUCAGCGAAGAAUUCAAAGAGGGACCCCAAAAAGAUGGCAAAUCUUGGCUGAACUCGUUUUACGGACUCUUUACUGUUUCUGGUCUGCCAAAUACUCUCAUUGGUUGGUUCACAGGACCUCUAGUUCCAGAAAUUGAAAAGUUGGACCCUGAAGUUCUCAAGAAAGGAAUGAAUAUUGUUAUAAAGAAAUUUUUGGGGAAAAAUUUCAAUGUCACCGAUCCUCUUAUAGUAAUACCAUCCAACUGGCAUUCCAAUUCUAAUUUCCGAGGAGUAACUUCCUAUGAAACCCUUGCUUCGGGAAAUAGAAAAACCCAAGUGCAAAAAGAUUUAGCUGAGCCAUUGUUCAACAAGGACAAUAUACCGACAGUAUUAUUUGCUGGGGAACAUACCCAUGAAACUCAUUUCGGCACAGUCCAUGGUGCUGUCGAAUCAGGUUAUAGAGCAGCUGAUCAACUGGUGGAACAUCUUAACAAAAUAAAAUAAAGACUAAGAAGAAAUUAUUUCUAGAGAUUACAUACGACUGUUUAUCUAUAGGACUUUUUAUAAAUAUAACUAGUAAACAAGAUUAAUAACA